AUGGAUGUCCUUAGGCUUAAGGAGAGAAGCCUGUGUUAGACCGCCCGACUGUGCUACAGUGCUCUUCUCUGCUUUCCUGCUCUGACAAGUACAGACUGUUGAAGAUGAGGCUGUGGGUCGUCCUGAUCUUAUGCUUUGCCUCCCAGGUUCUGGCUACUAAAAUGGAGGAGGAGCUCAUCGUGGAGGAACCGGCCCCAGAGGAGACUGUGGUGGAGGAGUUUGUGAUGGAGGAGCCAGAGGUGGGGGCUAACCCAGUGCAGGUGGAGGUGGAAGAGUUUGACGAGGCCAUUGACCCCGAGGAGGAAGUGGUGGAGGACACUCUGGAAAACCCCUGCCUGAACCAUCACUGUAAGAAAGGAAAAGUGUGUGAGGUAGACGAAUCAAACACGCCCAUGUGUGUGUGCCAGGACCCCUCCACCUGUCCCCGCACUGAGGGAGAAUUUGAACAUGUUUGUGGAACUGACAAUAAGACCUAUGACACCUCCUGCCACUUCUUCGCCACAAAGUGCACUCUGGAGGGAACCAAGAAGGGACACAAGCUGCACCUGGACUACAUCGGACCCUGCAAAUACAUCGAACCAUGUGUGGACUCUGAACUGAAUGAGUUUCCUCUGAGGAUGAGAGACUGGCUUAAGAACGUCCUGGUGACUCUGUAUGAGAGAGAUGAGGAGAACAAUCUGCUCACUGAGAAACAAAAACUCAGGGUGAAGAAGAUCUACGAGAGUGAGAAGCGUCUGCAGGCUGGGGAGCACUCUCUGGACCUUCUUGCUCACGACUUCCAAAAGAACUACAACAUGUACAUCUUCCCUGUGCACUGGCAGUUUGGGCAGCUCGACCAGCACCCCGCUGACGGAUACCUGACCCACACAGAGCUGUCUCCUCUCCGCGCUCCUCUCAUCCCCAUGGAACACUGCACCACCAGGUUCUUUGAGGAGUGUGACUCCGACCAGGACAAGUACAUCGCUCUGGAGGAGUGGGCCACCUGCUUUGGAAUCAAAGACCAGGACGUUGACAAAGACCUCAUUAUCUAAAUGAUGACAGUCGCUCAGAACGGGAUGAGGCGUUUUCAAACUAAACUUAAAUCAAGGUGCUACUUGCAAAUUAACUUUAUAUAUUUUUUUUUUAAAUAAUGAUUUAUUUCCUACCUAUACCACUAAAAAAAAGAUUUAACUAAAGUCAAACCUGCACACGUUUGUACUCACCCAACAGACACUUAAGAACUCUGAUGUAAAUGUCUUUGGAUUUUAAAUAUUAUAAAUGUCAUUCACCAUUUGUAAUAUCAGGGCUAAGAAUUUGGGAACAAUUUGAUCUUUUUCUGAAAGAGACGAAGUUGUAAAAAAUAAACUUUCUUAAUAAAUUCUCCCUUUGCUUGCUUUCUA
Periophthalmus magnuspinnatus is the source of this 1379-nucleotide messenger RNA. RefSeq names its product secreted protein, acidic, cysteine-rich (osteonectin) (gene sparc). The transcript is spliced from 10 exons. Gene Ontology annotation, biological process: anatomical structure development. Gene Ontology annotation, molecular function: collagen binding; calcium ion binding; extracellular matrix binding. NCBI's taxonomy places the organism in Eukaryota, Metazoa, Chordata, Actinopteri, Gobiiformes, Gobiidae. Bases 105 to 1031 code for a protein of 308 amino acids. The record is from RefSeq and is a predicted model, not a curated record.